Molecule: messenger RNA, 1500 nt
Organism: Naegleria gruberi
Lineage: Eukaryota; Heterolobosea; Eutetramitea; Acrasida; Naegleriidae
Product: RGS domain-containing protein
Exons: 1
Coding region: 1-1500 (499 amino acids)
Source: RefSeq, a predicted model, not a curated record
AUGUUUGAUUUUGAAGUUACAAAUUGUGAUAACAGACCUGACAUUUCGGAUGCUCAAUUUUUUAGAAGGAUGACUGGUUAUGCUAAUUUUUCUCAACUAGAUAUUGAUAUCAUUAGUAACAUUACUGGAAAGACACAAAUUAAUGGAAAUUGGACUCUCGUUAAUGAUAAGAUUAAUUUGAACAUGUCUGGUGAUCUUUCCUUGAAUGAAACUUGGCAAAAUUUACUUCCUUCUACGUGCUAUAUGUGCCAAACUGAUGGGUGUUAUGGCGAGGAUUUCGUACCAAUUUUGGAUUACUUUAUCAUUCCUCAAUUCCUAAUUAUAGUAAUUUAUUUUUUAUUGUUAUUCGGUUUGAAAGUUUACAAAAAACCAUCAAUCAAAAGAAGAAUUGGAAUUCCAUACACAUCACUUCUAAUAUUGGGUAUCAUGCUUACAUUCACUGGACUAUCCAGAACUUGUGUUGGAUUUUGGUAUAGCGUUUCUUUAUUUUGCUUUUUUUGGUGGGUUACCAUUUAUGGAACCACCAUUGUUCGGUUCUAUUAUUUGCGAAAUUUAUACUCUCUCAUUGUAAUGUUUCCAAAGAGAGAAAAGUUAUUGAAAAUGCUCGCUUCUCAAAAGGCAGGAUUGCUAGUGACCGUAGUUCUUACCUUCCCAAUUUCACAUUUACUGAACUUGACAAGCGUUUACUAUUUUGUGAAUGAAAGCAAGAUAGCAGCCGAUGUUUAUAGACCUAUUAUUUUAUUAGCUGCUAUUCUUAUUUUGUGGAUUUUUUGUGGACUUUGUUUGCUAUUAGAUUUGUUCUUGCAAAGAAAAAACAUGCUAAAGGGAGGAGGUAUUCGAAAGUUCUUCUUUUUCGACGAUCCUUUCUAUUUUAGAGUUGAUUUAAUUUCGACUUUUAUACCACUUUUCAUUGGAAUUCUAACUGGAAUUGAAAAUUCAGUAGUGAGCUCGUCAAAUGUGGAAACUAUUCAAAAUUUAUCAAUAUUUACAGGAAUUUUCAACACUUUACUUUGUUUGAGUUUCGUCCAAAUUAGUGGAGGAAAUGUUUUAUUGAUUGAAAUUUACAAAAUGAUAACAAAACGAAAGGAAAUGUCAAAACUGGAUUGGGAUCAAGAAUUGAAAAAUGCAGAUUUACUUGUACUUUUAAAGGAAUACUGUGAAAAGGAGUUUAGUUCAGAGAAUUAUGAAUUUUACAUCAAGUUGAAAUCGCUACAGGGUAGAAAGUUUGUCAAGUUCAAAGAAUUACAAGAAAUUGAAGCUGAAUUUAUUAGAAACUAUUCAAAAUAUGAAGUGAACCUUCCUUUCACUUGCAGGAGGAAGUUUUAUUCACUUUUAGAAAAGUGUGAAGCUGAAUCUCAGAUUGAAUUUGAUUUAGUUUGGAGAUGUGUUGAAACUGAUUUGCUGUUGAACCUCCAGGAUACUUUCAAUCGUUUACAACAAACCUCAACCUAUUCUAAAUGGUUAUCCGUUCAAAAUUUGAAAAAAACUAAUAACAUUUAA